Bactrocera neohumeralis is the source of this 8052-nucleotide messenger RNA. Its product is annotated as G1/S-specific cyclin-D1. Bases 622 to 1986 code for a protein of 454 amino acids. The record is from RefSeq and is a predicted model, not a curated record. The transcript has 5 exons. Gene Ontology annotation, cellular component: cyclin-dependent protein kinase holoenzyme complex; cytoplasm; nucleus. NCBI's taxonomy places the organism in Eukaryota, Metazoa, Arthropoda, Insecta, Diptera, Tephritidae. Gene Ontology annotation, biological process: regulation of cyclin-dependent protein serine/threonine kinase activity; mitotic cell cycle phase transition; positive regulation of G1/S transition of mitotic cell cycle. Gene Ontology annotation, molecular function: cyclin-dependent protein serine/threonine kinase regulator activity.
UUGUCAUGUGCACCGGUUGAUUUGAUAGAUUUGAAAAAGUGUGAUUCGUGGUGUGCUAAGUAAAAAACAGUGUGAUAAUCGUGUAGCAAUAAGCUGAGAACACUUUGAAAUCACAACUGAUAACGAUCGCUGCAAUUAAAUUGUGUAAAUAAAUAAAGAAAAUAUUGUAACUCAUUCAUUUUCAAAUUCACCGACACACAGCAAGUUGAAAUUUUGGGUGAAGUUGGGUCGAGAAAAUAAUUUCCAAAAAAGUGUGCCGAAAAUAGCGGAGCGUGAUAUAUAAAUCGUAUACAUAAGUAUAUUGAGAAUAUAUAGAAAGUAUAAAGCAACAACCAAGUAUAUAAUAUAAAUUUGUGAAAUUUCGCAACGUUGCUUCAAAAAAUUAGCCGAACCUUAAUUAACAGCCAGGAUCUACGGCAAAAGAAAAAAAAUUGUGAUAAAGCAAAAAAUUUGGCAUUGUGAAAUCGUAAAAGUGUUUGUAAAUACAAUUUUGAAUGUCUGAGUAAUGAAUUAGCAAAGUGUUUUGAUAAAAAUUAUAUAUCAGUGAUCGGAGGUGACGAAAGACUGUUUUGCAGUAAUCUACAAAUAUUUUAAUUCAUAGUUUUCGGUUGUUGUAGCAAUAUGGACCUGUUGUGCACUGAAAAUUUAAGGAAUGAUUAUGAUUGUGACGUAUCGUAUGUGCCAACGCAAAUGCGAGCACAUACUUAUACCGAAUCACAGCUACAGCCACACCUGCUACCGCAACCACCGCCACCAGCAACAGUAACCGAACAACCAACAAAGGAAUGUCUAUUAAAGGAGCCACAAACAAAAAUAAUGCCAGGAGCACCUUCACCUUAUUCCAGUUCCAGCUCGUCUUUGUUAUCACCGGGUUCAAGUUCACCAUCGUCCGGUUACAAUUCAGCUACAAGCAACAGCUCGCAUGCAAACCAACCGCAAAUGCUUCAUAAUCGUCAAUAUCAUCGGGAAGAAGAUACGCAAAAACACCAUCAAUAUGAACAACAGCAAGAGACAAAGCAACACGAAUAUUACGAUGCUGUAUAUCUGAAGUCGGUGCCUAGUCGUGAUUUAGGUUUCGUCAAUAACGCUACCGUGGAUCCGAUAUUUUUAACCGAUCGUUGCUUGGAGAAUGCCCUAAAAGCAGAAGAAAAGCUACCACAACCGGUUUGCACAUAUUUUAAGACAGUGCAAAAAGACAUCACACCGCCUAUGCGCAAAAUAGUUGCAGAAUGGAUGAUGGAGGUAUGCGCCGAAGAAAAGUCCCAAGAGGAGGUGGUGCUCUUAGCGCUCAACUAUAUGGAUCGCUUCCUAUCCACAAAAUCGGUAACAAAGACACAUCUGCAAAUAUUGGCGGCCGCCUGCCUGUUGCUGGCUUCGAAAUUGCGCGAGCCCAGUUGUCGGGCGUUAUCUGCCGAACUGUUGGUAUUCUACACCGACAACAGCAUAUACAAAGGCGAUUUAAUUAAAUGGGAACUGUACGUGCUCAGUCGACUCGGCUGGGAUUUGUCCUCCGUUACGCCUUUGGAUUUCCUUGAAUUGUUAUUAAUCCGCCUGCCUAUCAAGAGUAAAGAAUGUCCUGAUCUGAGUCUCGAUAAAGUCAGGCAGCAUGCGCAGGCCUUCAUAUGCUUAGCAGCCAAAGAACAUUAUUUCUUUAUGUAUUCGGCCAGUACCAUUGCAGCUGCGAGUAUCGCCGCCGCCCUUAGUGGUUUGAACUGGUAUUUACGCUCCGGCCCAGAGUUUCGUCAUCUAUUGGAUUUAUUAAUCGAUUUGACCAGCAUUGAACCGGGAUGCCUGCUCGAAUGCAUGCAGAAAAUGGAAAUCAUCUUCGAAGAGCACAGUCGGAACCUGCCGUCUUAUGUAAGCCCGGCGGAGCCGUAUCCUCAGCAGCAGCAGCAACUGUCAGCGGAGCAGUCACACCAGCAGCAGCAGCAACAACAACAUCAUCAGAAUCAACAAAAACAGCAACAACAUGUGCAUACAAUGUGAGCACAACUCGGCAAUAUUGUAAAUUUAAAUGAUUAUUUUUUGCUUAAAUUUUGCAAAAAGGAACGAGGACAUACGAAAUUAGAAGCGCAACUCGCAUUCGGUAUUCGGCGCGUAAUGCCACGCGUUUUCAGAAAGCAAAACUAACUGUGAAACUAAGCAAUUUGAAUGUUGAAACUAUAAUUUUUUUUUUGAAUUUCAAAAUAUCUCAGGAAUUUAUAUAUAUAUUUUUGGAACUCCGUAUACAAUUUAAAAGCACUACUUUCGCUGCAAAGUAAAUGCUCACAUAUGUACAUGCGUAAAUAUGUACGUUUACAGAAUUCCAAAUUUUGUUCGUAAAAUGUGUGCUGAAAAUAGAUUAGCUAGAAAUUUGUUAUUUAACUACCUACGAGUUGGUUUCGAGUGUUGCCUACCUUUAGGCGCAUUAGCAAGCGCUCGUCAACCAUUCGGGCGGACGGAGGUGCUUGUACCACUAAAAUACUAUUGUAAACACUAUUUGUUCACUAAGUAAUAAGAAAGCAGUCAGUUGUUGCAGUUUAUACACACACACACAUACAUACAUAUAUGUAUGUAUGUUUUUUUUUUAUUUUUUCUAUUUGCAGAAAAGAAUGAACAUGUAAAAUAUUACUUAUUUAUGCUAUUAUUAUUAUUAUAAUUAUACAUUAUAUGCAUAUACUGCCAACCUACCUAAAAAAAGCACACAACCACACCAACACACACACACAUAGAUACGCAUAAAGAAAAAUCAAACUCUUGUCAGUUUAUUUACCUACAUUUAUACUUAGUUUUAUAAGUAAGGAAGUAAGUAAGUAAGUUAACCAAAAUUUUCAUAUGGAUUUGAAUGAAUGAUAUAUUUAGCAUGUAAGCGGAAAUGUACUAAAUGAAUUAGUAUUGCGAAUGAACACAUACACACACAUACCACACCAACCGACACAAGCACACACACACACACAAUAGCGUUAAAAUACAUUGGUAUUUUUCAGCAGCAAAUGAAUUGAAAAUUUUGGGUUAUUUUUUUUUUUUGUUUUUGUUUUAAAAAAGACUUCAAGUACAAAUAAAUAGUUAUACACAAAUCGCUAUAGAACCAGUAGUUUCUCUUAACAACCACCAAUAGACAAGUUCUCGAGUCGCAUCAAGCAGUUUGGCUCGCGCAAAUUGUUGUUGCACAAACCGAAAUAGGCAAUAUUGAAAUGCAUAUGUGUUCAAAGCUGAAAUUUGGCAGAGAGUUUCAUCCACUAUAAGCAUUAGUAAGUAGUUUUACACAUAUUACCGUUAAAAUAUAUAUAUAUAUAUAUAGUAGCCAUAAGUCAGCUUAGCAAGUUAGUAGGUUAACGCUUUGUACUAAACUUUUUCACUUUUUAAAUUUUUUUGAAUUAUUUUGUAUAAGCCACUUGAAUUUGUAAAAAUAAACAAGGAAACGAAAAUAAUAGACUGAAUAAACACACACACAAAACUAAUAAUGGAGCAAUAUAAAUUUGUAAAUAGUUACAUGCACAUACAUACAUACACACACAGCAGAUGAAAAAAAACUGUAAAUUAUAAAUAUUUAUCCUUUAGAAAUGCGGGUACAUACAAGGCUUUAGUUAUACAUACAUACUACUUACAUAUAUACAUAACCUUAAACGUUAAGGCUAGAAGUUGGCGCACAUAAGUUUAACGGAAAUAUCUUUGUAUAUGUUCUAAACACUUUCUCCUUAAAAUAAUUGGUUUUUAUGUACUAUACUUUGGCUGGAGGCAGAAAAAAGUAUGCACUCAUUAUUUUUCAAAAAUUCCUUCAAGCUUAUAAUUUAGAAUAUUGAAGAGUUUCGAGUAAAAGUUGCCUAACUACAAGCGUCUAAUGCUCUGUAUUAGCACUAUGAUGUCAAAAUUUAGUCAUAUUUGGUGCCUGGCGUAGUUGUACUUUUCCUUUUGAAAUAUGGUAACUUUAUGCUCAAAAUCGUUUUAUAUUUUAGAAACUUGUUGGAGAGUUGCUUAAAGCUUAGUUUGACUGUAGAAAUAUAUCAAAAUCUAACUGUAUUUUAGAAAUAUGGCAAUUUUUUGUUCAAAAUUUAAAUCGAAUUUACAAAUAAGGCAAGCACUUGCUCAAAAUCGAAAUUGAGUUUAGCCAUAUGGCAACUCUUAACUCAAUAUAUCCAAUUAAAUUUAAGAGAUAUAGCAACUUUGUGCUCUAUAUCUAGCUGAGUUCUAAAAAUAUGGAAAUUUUUUUGCUAAAAAUAUAAUUCUGCUUUAGAAAUAUGACAACUUUUUGCUCAAAAUUUUAUUGGACUUAGAAAUAUGACAACCAUAUGCUCAAACUGUAGUUGUAUCUCAGAAAUUUUACAACUAUUCGCUCAAAAUUUACUUGGAAUUAGGAGUUAUGGCAACUAGUUGCUCAAAAUCUAUAUUAGACUAAAAAAAAUUACAGUUAUUUGCUCAAAAUCGAAUUGUAUUUUGGAAGUAUGGCAACUCUGUGCGCUAAAUUUAGAUAGAUAGUAAAAAUACUGUUACUAUUUGCUAACUAUGUAAUUCUACUUUAGAAAUAUGGCAACUCUUAGCGAAAAAAUUGAUCGAAAAUUAGAAAUAUGGCAACCCUUUGUGCACAAUCCGGUGAUUAUGGAAAAAUAAAUUUCAAAACCGUCUGAUAGUUAAUCAAAAAAACAUUUAUAACAGUUUUAAUGAAGGUCUUACUGCGAAAAUUAUCUGCAAUGAAUGUAGUCCCGAAUUGUGUCGUCACCUAAGAUGUACAACAACGUAUCAUCCAAAAAUUCGAAAUUAGGUUUUUUAUAGCUUACGAUAUGUAGCAUAAAAUUUUUAGUUUCCGCUGUCACAUAUAACCAAAAUAUAACCAAUUUUAUAACCAAUUUUAUAACCAUUUUAUAACCAAUAUAUAACCAUUUUAUCACCAAUAUACAACCAUUUUAUAGCCAAAACUCAAAUUUUAUUUCAAUAUGAGUGGUUUCUAUUAUAACGUUUUUCCUUCGCCUGUAAACUUAUGAAAAGUUAUGUUAUGUUACGUUGUUUUGCAUUUUAUGCGACGAUUUGUAUGUCCGUAUAACUUGAUUGUCCUUCUUCAGCCAAAGUAGUUACAUUUCUAAUUGUGCUAUGAAAAAUACUUCUGCAUAGCAUUACAACUAAGUACGUUUGUAUGUAUUUUAGUACAUAUACUCAUUUAUAAUAAUAAUUCAAAACCGAAAGACAACGCACAGGAAGUUUUUGUGCCUAACUAAUUCCCUUAUCGCCUUGUAAAUGAAGCCACCAAUCGCACACUUCUUGUGCGCCUAACUUCCAACUUAAUUUACGGCAUAAAUUUGUUGCAUUUUUUGCUAUACAAAUACAUUUACAUACAUACAUAUAUAGGUUUUUAUUUUUUUUUAACUUAGGCUAACGUAUGGAACUUAUCCUCGCUGGAAAACGAAAGAAAGCGUAAUGCAUUCUCAAUUAAUUGCGCCAAUUUUACAUAAUUCUUUUAUUUUUUCUUUUAUGGUUUUGCUUUUCAACCGAUAAAUCAAUUUUCUAUGUGACUUUUUGGCCGCAAUUAAAGGGUACAAUUGGUUUCUUGUCUUGCAAAGAUAUUGUGAUUGUGAUUUCACUUACUUACACACAUAUACAAGUACAUACAACUACAUACAUACAAUAAAUACAUGUAUACACGUAUGUAUAUAUGUAAAGCUUACGCGCUAUAUACAUACAUUUGUAAGUGUAGUGAGUCUUAAUAUACUUCGAUUUAGUAGGGUCAGUAGGUGCUAAAAGUCUAUAUACCCAAAGUACAUAAUAUACACGGUAGUAGAUAUGUAGCAGCGUAUAUGGAUUUAUGCACACUUACAUGCAGUGAAGGGGGAAAAUAUGCUUUUAGUUACGCUUUUUUACAUAAACAUUAAAUAAACAGUACGAAUAAAAAACAGCAACAAAACGAAAUCAUUAAACCAAUCAGACAUACCUGCACACAUACAGGCACACAUACACAAAAGUAUGCAAUUUGCAACUCACAAACAAUAAAUAGGUACAUAACAGCAGUGACCGGGUAUAAUUAUGCGUGCAUUCGCGAAAAAGCAUAAAUCCGUUAUAUAAGCGUAUAUAAAUGGUAGAUUGGUGCACAGUGGGCUUUGUAAGCAGUAAUUUGUAUUUUGUGGCUGAAAUGUGUUGUAGCAACUAGCAAGUGAGGACUUAAGCAAAAAUUAAGUAAAAUUUUGGAAAAUGUUUCAACUAAAAAACGCUAUAGCGCACAUCUAAAAUCGAAACCACUGUUGUAAAUAUAUUUAAGUUAAAAAAAAAAAUAUUCAAAAAUAGUUUAAAAUUAAUAUUUUAGUUAUUUGCGUGUAGUUUUUAGUACAUAACCUCAAACUACGUUAAUUUUUAUGUAAUUAAUGUAAUUAAGCAGUUGUAAUUGUACUCUUAAUUCUAAUUGUAAUGCAUUGUAAUUGUUUGUAGUAGUUGCAUUAGUCGUAUAUACCGUUGUAUAAGUAGCUGAUGUUGGUUUCUAACGUAAAAUUUGUAUUUUUCAAGUGACGAAGAAUUCCGAAACUUCUUUAAUUAUUUGUUAAUUCAUUAAAAUGCAUUUAUUCAUUGUUAAGCGGUAAUAUUUUAUUGUUAAAUCACAAAAAAAAAAUACAAAAACAAUUAUAUAAAGUUAAUAAUUGAAAAAGCAACUGUUGAAAAUUGUAAAAAAAAAUAAAAUAAAACUUUGAAAAAUAGUUUUACGGCAUACUUAUACAUACCUACAAGCACACUUAGCUUACUAAUAUUGUGUAAUGUCACGUAAGCGUUUCAAUUUUAUUGUUAAAUGAAACGCUUUGGCAACUGUUGAAUUUGAAAAAUGUAAAAAAAAAAUAUUUUGUUAUUUUUAGACACACACACACAAACCUUCGUCAUUUUAGCGACCCCGCCUUAAGCACUAGACUGUCAAAGUGUGCUCCUUUGACCUCUAGCUAGAGUGUAUAAACAGUUUUCCCCCUAUCCUCAGCCCCCAACCCUGUUAGGCGUCGUUAAGUACCAUAAUAAAGAAAUGUAAUUAAAAUUAACAUUGUAACUUAGCAUUAAACUGCGUUAAUUUAACAAUUAACCUAUUAGAUUUACUAUAUUUUAGGUUAUGCAAUGUAUAUAUUAAACAUUUAAUCGUUAUUUACUUUUAGUUUGUAAAUCACCAACUAAUUACCUUAAUAUAUACAUAUACAUACUAUGUACUAUGUAGUUUCGUGUGUAAUAUGCAUUUGUUGUUGUUAAAUUGACAGUUGGCUACUGUAGUACGAAAUAGUUGUUGUUAUUCCUGCAGCAAUUUCGUGGUAUGAUGUCGAGUUGAUAGUCCUUGGCCGGAUGAAAAUCCGUUCGGUUAUUUAGACCCGACUGUCGUGUCAUGAUCGUGAUUUUCGCAUGCGAAGACAAAAAUGUGAAAUGGAAAAAUAAUAUUUUGUUUUGCAUAUAAUUAACGAAAUUACGUUGCAUGAAAACUGUAAAGAAUACAGACAACAACAAAAGAAAAAUAUUUUAUGUUACUUAAAAGCAGGAAAAAUAAUAACAACAAUAAUAAUGUUGCUUACAAUCUGCAAAUGAAAGCAAAAAUAUUAACAACAACUCUCGCAUAUACAACAACUACAUACAUAUAUUGACAAGCGUUAAAUUAGUAUACGCGUAUGUUUGUAGUAGUCAUAACCGAUAUUUGUGUUUUGUCUCUAGAGUUAUGCGUACGUAUGUGACGUAAAGCAUAUGUAUGUAAUAUGAAUUAAUGUAUGUAUGUAUAUUGAAUAUGUGUAUUUGUAAUUAUUUUAAGUCAGACAUUUAUAACUGUCCUAUCUACUAUACUUAUGUAUGUAUAUGUUUAAUCUAACUAUCUAUAUAACUUUAACUCGUGUAUUUUUCGCAAUGUCGUUAUUAUCAACAUAUCUGCUACUUGACAUUAUAAAGAAAAAGAAAAGAUGAAGAAAAAAAAACAAGAAAAACAAAAAAAAAAAUUAAAACGCGCAAAAAGAAUUGUCUCUCCCGUGCAUUUGUGUGCAGCAUACAUAUACCGUUAUGGGUAAGUGUGCAAGUGAUGGAUAAAAAAAUAGUGCAUAAAAAGUGAAUAUUUCCAUUAACAGUUAAUAAAAAAAAAAACAA